CCAAUAACAAAGACCUGCACAGUUGCAACUCUUCAGACAUCCAUGUAAACCAUAAUUUUGCUGCACAAGAGAAGCACUUGAUCUUAUCACUGAAUCUAUUGAACUUCUGUAGAGUUUGUUACAAUGUCAAGAACUACCCCAACGGAAGGAAAAAACUAUGAUUCUCGCAACCACUCUCCGUUAGUAGUUCUGUUCAGUGACAGUGAGUUUGCAACGCAUUACGGAUCAGACACAUGUUGUGGCCAUCAUCUCCUGGACUCCUUGCAUUGCCGGGCAAGAGUGCCCAAAAAGCAUGUCCCUGCUUCAGCAGCACUACUGCAGAAUUCUUCUUCGGGUUUGUGAGUUCUCUUCGACUUCUUUUAGGAGGCAAGUCAUGCUCCUUGCUUGUUGCUGUGGGGAAACUGGUUGCUUGGGAGCUGGUGGCCACUGGCCAGCGUGCUAUUGAAGUGGAAGCAAAGAAACCAGCCUCACUUGGCUCCAUAUAUUCCUCCAGAGCGCUUGUGCUGCCUGCAGUCCUUCCUGAUCAAGUGACCCUUGAGGAGAAGCCACAAUCCUUGUUGCAGGCUGCUCCGGCAUGGCUGCGGCCUCGGACCGUGCUGAGGUCGACACUGCCUGGCCGUUCCGGUCCGUCAAGGAGGCGGUCGCCGUGUUCGGUGACCGCAUCCUCGUCGCCGAAGGCCACUCCAGGCAAAGUAGCAGUGUUGCCGCCAUUGCCACCCCCAAUGCCAAUGCCAAUGGCAUGCCCACCUCAAGUGCCAAGCAUGAGGCUAGCAGUAGCAGUAGUACCAUGACCUUUUCCCCAAACCCGAUGGCAGAGGCUGAGGAAGAGAUCAUGCCUGCCAUUGUGCCGAUGUACUCCGCGCCGUCCUCGCCGCCGUCGCUGCCGUCGUCACCGUCGCCGAUCAAGCCGUGCAGCGGGCGCGGCGACGACGACCGGGACCGCGAGGCGGGUGGGCUCGUGGUGAUGCGCUCCAUCCAGAAGCUGGAGGCGGAGGUGGCCGAUACGAGGCAGGAGGUGGCGCAGCUCAGGAAGCGCGGGAACGAGAUGGAGAUGGCCGUGGCCAGCCUCAACGCGCAGCUCCACCGGGGCCUCUCCAAGCUCGCCGAGAUGGAGGCCAACCGGGCGGCGGCGGCGCGGCGCAGCAUCGGCGGCGACACCGACGUGGUGUCGACGCUCCGGAGCGAGCGGUGGGGUGGCGGUGACAAGCUCGGCGCGAGCGAGUACCUGCCGUCGUUCUCGCACGCGCUGAGCCUCGGCGAGAUCGACGACGCCGAGCUGAUGGGCAGCCGGAGGAAGGCGCAGAAGGUGAAGCCCAUCGUGCCGCUCAUCGGCGACAUCCUCUUCUCCAAGAGGAAGAGCACCAAGGAGAAGGGAGAUGACGGCUUCUUCAGCGGUGAUCUUUACAGCGUUCUAGGCUAGGCUGAUGAUCAGUGCCCGCCCUGUGUCUGCUUAUCUUGUGGUUGUGGGGCUGCUUGUGUGCGAUUUGUUUCUUCUGGUUGGGCUUUUUUUCCCUAUCUUUUCCUGAAGCUCUUUCUUUGUGUUGCUUGUGUAGGGUGGUUGUGCAAAUGUACAGACAAACAUGUUAAUGUAUCUUCGGAUCAUGAAUGAAAAAAGUGUGUGAUUGCCUAGACUUUACUGAA
Messenger RNA from Panicum virgatum (switchgrass), 1641 nucleotides. RefSeq lists its product as uncharacterized. The transcript has a single exon. The record is from RefSeq and is a predicted model, not a curated record. Lineage: Eukaryota; Viridiplantae; Streptophyta; Magnoliopsida; Poales; Poaceae. The coding region runs from base 575 to 1420 and encodes 281 amino acids.